AUGGCGCAGGUGUUCGACCUAAUGCAGAAGCAGAUCGUCAAGACCAACGUCGGCACGUUCGCCACCAUCUUCAGCGGCGUCGGCGUCCAGGGCGGGCUCCGCAGCGCGCCCGUGGCUCUGCCUGUGAUGAGGGAGGCGGGGAUGUCCCUCAACGCCUACACGUACAAUGGCUUGAUCUACUUCCUCGUCAAGUCCGGCUUCGACGCUGAGGCCAUGGAAGUUUACAAGGCGAUGGUGGAGGACGGCAUCUCGCCGAGCGUGAGGACCUACUCCGUGCUCAUGGUGGCGUUCGGGAAGAAGAGGGAUGUCGACACGGUUCUCUGGUUGCUGAGCGAGAUGGAGGCCCGCGGCGUCAAGCCAAAUGUGUAUAGCUACACCAUCUGCAUUCGGGUUCUUGGGGAGGCCGCGAGGUUUGACGAGGCGUAUCAGAUUCUUGGAAAGAUGGAGGAUUCAGGGUGCAAACCAGAUGUCGUCACGCAUACUGUGGUUAUACAGGUUCUCUGUGAUGCUGGUCGGCUCAGUGACGCCAAGGAUGUGUUUUGGAAGAUGAAAGCGAGUGAUCAGAAACCUGAUCGUGUCACUUACAUCACUCUCUUAGACAAGUGUGGUGACAGUGGUGACUCACAUUCAGUUGUCGAAAUUUGGAAUGCAAUGGUAGCUGAUGGGUAUAACGACAAUAUUGUUUCUUAUACCGCAGUUGUGGAUGCAUUAUGCCAAGUUGGGAGGCUUGAUGAAGCUUUGGCUGUGUUUGAUGAGAUGAAGGAAAAGGGUAUAUCGCCUGAGCAGUAUUCAUUAACUCCUUAA
Miscanthus lutarioriparius is the source of this 804-nucleotide messenger RNA. Lineage: Eukaryota; Viridiplantae; Streptophyta; Magnoliopsida; Poales; Poaceae. The record is from the annotation of a GenBank genome assembly.